Prinia subflava (tawny-flanked prinia) is the source of this 1380-nucleotide messenger RNA. It is a transcript of the gene PARVB, whose product is annotated as parvin beta. NCBI's taxonomy places the organism in Eukaryota, Metazoa, Chordata, Aves, Passeriformes, Cisticolidae. Gene Ontology annotation, cellular component: cytoplasm; lamellipodium; actin cytoskeleton. Gene Ontology annotation, biological process: actin cytoskeleton organization; lamellipodium assembly; establishment or maintenance of cell polarity. Bases 205 to 1302 code for a protein of 365 amino acids. Gene Ontology annotation, molecular function: actin binding. The transcript has 13 exons. The record is from RefSeq and is a predicted model, not a curated record.
UCCCGCCCCCGCCUCCCGCGGACUUCCCGGCCGUGGCAGGGCGCUGUGGCCGCGGCGGCUCCCAGCCCGCCCUCAGCGCUGCGAGCGCACACCGGGGCUGGCCCCGCUCGCUCGGACCGGUGGUUCCCGGUCCCGGGCUCGGUUCGGCUCCGCGGGCCCCGCAGCCGCCGGGCGGGCUGCCCCGGCAGAGCCCCGGCAGAGCCCAUGUCCGCCGCGCCCGUCCGCUCCCCCACGCUGCGGCCGCACAGGAUGAAGAAAGAGGAGUCGUUCCUGGGCAAGCUCGGCGGGACCCUGGCCAGGAAGAAGAAAGCCAAGGAGGUGAGUGACCUCCAAGAAGAAGGUAAAAAUGCCAUCAAUGCACCAAUGAACCCAAGCGCUGUGGACAUCCAUCCAGAAGACACACUCUUAGAGGAGAAUGAGGAACGCACUAUGAUCGAUCCUAACUCAAAAGAAGACCCCAAGUUCAAGGAACUGAUCAAGGUUCUAAUUGACUGGAUUAAUGAUGUGCUGGUGGAGGAGAGAAUCAUUGUCAAGCAGCUUGAAGAGGACCUUUACGAUGGGCAGGUGCUGCAAAAGCUGCUGGAGAAGCUGGCUGACCGUAAACUGAAUGUGGCAGAGGUGACGCAAUCUGAAAUUGGUCAGAAGCAGAAGCUGCAGACAGUCUUGGAAGCUGUCCAUGAUUUACUCCGACCCCAUGGCUGGACAAUCAAGUGGAAUGUUGACUCCAUCCACGGCAAGAACUUGAUUUCCAUCCUGCACCUUCUGGUGGCUCUGGCCAUGCAUUUCCGAGCUCCCAUCCGGCUGCCAGAGCACGUGUCCGUGCAGGUGGUGGUUGUGAGGAAACGUGAAGGCCUCCUUCAGACCACUCAUGUUUCAGAGGAGCUGACCACCACAACAGAGAUGAUGAUGGGAAGAUUUGAGCGCGAUGCCUUUGACACACUUUUCGAUCACGCACCCGACAAGCUCAGUGUAGUCAAAAAGUCUCUGAUCACCUUUGUGAACAAACACUUGAACAAACUGAAUUUGGAAGUAACGGAGUUGGAAACCCAGUUUGCAGAUGGUGUUUACUUGGUUUUGCUCAUGGGUCUCCUUGAGGACUAUUUUGUUCCACUUCACAACUUCUACUUAACACCUGAAAGUUUUGAUCAAAAGGUGCACAAUGUUUCUUUUGCUUUUGAGCUGAUGCAAGACGGAGGCCUGAAGAAGCCAAAAGCUCGCCCUGAAGAUGUUGUCAACUUGGACCUGAAGUCUACCCUCAGGGUUCUGUACAACCUCUUCACAAAGUACAAGAAUGUUGAGUGAUCCUGGAAGCUGCUGAGGUCUCUGCAUCCUUUAACCUCCUCAGGCAGAAGUUACAAUAAACACGCCCUCUGCAUGCCC